This is a messenger RNA of Tarenaya hassleriana, 4197 nucleotides long. RefSeq names its product mediator of RNA polymerase II transcription subunit 33B. Bases 96 to 4085 code for a protein of 1329 amino acids. The transcript is spliced from 12 exons. The record is from RefSeq and is a predicted model, not a curated record. Gene Ontology annotation, cellular component: mediator complex. NCBI's taxonomy places the organism in Eukaryota, Viridiplantae, Streptophyta, Magnoliopsida, Brassicales, Cleomaceae. Gene Ontology annotation, biological process: regulation of phenylpropanoid metabolic process.
AAAGCUUCCUUCUAGUCAGCGACGCACUUAUUAUAGGAAUUCCCCCGUCGCUCGCGUCUGAACCCUCCCUCUCCCAUACGGCGGAGAAGUCCUCCAUGGCUGUGACUUCGGAGCCACCGGCUAAUGGCUUGUGGGAUUCGGUGGUUGUGCUGACGAAGUCGGCUCAGGAGAAGAACGCCGACCCACUCCACUGGGCCGUACAGCUCGCCUCCACCGCCGCCGCCGCUGGCGUCUGCCUCCCCUCCGGUACACUCGCUCAGCUCCUCGUCUCUCACUUCUUCUCCGACAAUCACACGCCGAUCGCCUGGAAGCUCCUCGAGAAAGCCAUGACCGUCAAGAUCGUCCCUCCCUUGCUCGUCCUCGCCCUUCUCUCCCCGCGGAUAAUCCCGAACAGAAAGCUUCAUCCUGCGGCGUACAGGCUUUAUAUGGAACUCCUCAAGAGACAUGCUUUCUCGUUAACAUCUCAAAUUGACGGACCAGAGUAUCAAAAGACAAUGAAAUCCAUAGAUGGUAUUCUCCAUCUCUCUGAGAUCUUUGGUGUCCAAAAGCAAGAACCAGGAAAUCUUCUCCUUGAGUUUGUCUUCUCCAUAGUCUGGCAACUAGUUGAUGCAUCUCUAGAUGAUGAAGGGCUUCUGGAAUUGACUUCUGAAAAAAGGUCUAAAUGGCCGUGUGGUCCCGACAACAUGGAAAUGGAUGAACUGGACAAUUCCAGAAUGAGAUUGGAGAACCAUAAUAUACUGGAGAAAGCAAACACUGGAAUGGCUAUUGAGCUGAUCCAAGAUUUCCUGCAAGAUAAAGUAACGUCAAGGAUUUUUUACUUGGCAAGUCAGAAUAUGCCAUCACACUGGGAAGACUUUAGUCAUCGUCUGAGAGUACUGGCAACCGAAUCAGUGGCAGUGAGGAAUUCAAAUCAUAUGGCUCCUGAAGCCCUUAUACAAUUGACAUCUGAUACAAGUAAACUUCUGUCAAGGGAUUUCAAGAUGAUGCCACAAAGAGAGUUUCAUGCAGCUGUCUCCCAUGGUUCUAAUUUAGUGAUUACUUGUCCAUGCCCCGGGACAAGUGAAUCUGCAAUUUGGUUGCCCAUUGAUCUUUUCCUUCAGGAUAUUAUGGAUGGGUCACAAGUGGCAGCAGCCAGUGCUGUCGAAAAUUUAACUGGUCUGGUAAAAGCACUGCAGGCAGCUAACAGUACCACAUGGCAUGAUGCCUUUCUGGCUCUAUGGAUUGCAGCCUUACGGCUCGUGCAACGGGAAAGAGAACCAAGUGAGGGUCCUGUACCUCGCAUCGACACUUUUCUUUGUGUGUUACUGUCAGUCACUCCACUUGCAGUUGCCAACAUCAUUGAAGAAGAAGAAAGUCAGUGGAUUUAUCAAAGUGCAUCUAGUCCAGGCGACAAGCGCAAAGAGAAACAAGGAAAAUGCCGCAAGGGACUAGUCACCAGCUUGCAGCAACUGGGUGAUUAUAACAGCUUGCUGACACCACCUCGUUGUGUACAGCCAGUCGCAAAUCAAGCUGCUGCUAAAGCAGUCAUGUUCAUUUCAGGCGUGACAAAUGACAAUGGAUGCUAUGAAAAUACCAGCAUGAAUGAAUUGCCUUGUGGCUGUUCCGGUAAUUUGAGCCAUCUGAUUGUGGAGGCAUGUAUCUCCAGAAACUUGUUGGAUACAUCUUCAUACCUCUGGCCAGGCUAUGUAAACGGGAUAACCAAUCAAGUGCCCCAGAGUCUUGUUGGCAAUACUUCUUGUUGGUCAUUACUGAUGAAGGGUUCACCUCUAACGCCAUCUUUAACGAAUGCACUAAACGGGACUCCAGCUUCUAGCUUAGCAGAGAUCGAGAAAAUAUAUGAGAUUGCAACUACUGGUUCAGAGGAUGAGAAAAUAGCUGCGGCUUCUAUUCUCUGUGGGGCAUCUCUAGUACGUGGUUGGAACAUACAGGAACAUGUAAUUGUUUUCAUUGUAUCUUUACUGUCGCCUCCUGCUCCAGCUGAUCAUUCUGGGAGUUAUAGCCAUCUAGUUGGUUAUGCACGAUUUCUCAAUGUUCUUCUUCUCGAGAUAUCACCUGUCGAUUGUGUUCAGAUUUUCUCUUUGCAUGGCAUGGUCCCCUGGCUUGCCGGUGCUUUGAUGCCGAUAUGUGAAGCAUUUGGUUCUAGCAUUCCUGAUAUCACAUGGGCUCUCCCAACAGGCGAAGAAUUCUCCUCACAUGCUGUCUUUUCUAAUGCAUUCACACUUCUGUUGAGGCUAUGGAGAUUUGAUCAUCCACCUCUAGAUCACGUCAUAGGAGAUGUACCGCCUGUUGGCUCUCAAUCCAGCCCUGAGUAUCUUCUAUUGGUACGAAAUUGUUUUUUAGCAUCCUUUGGGAAGUCAGCAAAGGAUCAGAUGGCACGGAAGAGAUUUUCAAAAGCCAUAACUCUCUCCUUAGAACCCAUUUUUAUGGAUUUGUUCCCUAGACUAAAACAGUGGUAUCGACAGCAUCAGGAAUGUAUUGCUUCGAUUCUCUCAGGACUUACUAAGGGAAGCCCAGUGCAUCACAUUGUUGAUGCUCUCCUAAGCAUGAUGUUCAAGAAAGCGAAUAAAGGCAGUGGUCAAUCGCUGACUCCUCCGUCUUCAGGAAGCAGUAGUGUGUCAGCAGCUUCCACGGCAGAGGACACUUGUGAUCAGCUCAAGUUACCUGCAUGGGAUAUCUUAGAAGCCACACCGUUUGUUCUUGAUGCUGCUCUAACCGCCUGUGCUCAUGGAACACUCUCUCCCAGGGAACUGGCAACAGGUCUUAAAAUCCUUGCCGAUUUUCUACCAGCAACACUGGGGACGAUUGUUAGCUACUUUUCGGCAGAAGUAACACGAGGACUGUGGAAGCCAGCUUCGAUGAAUGGAACCGACUGGCCCAGUCCUGCAGCAAAUCUAGCAAGUGUUGAGCAACAGAUAAAGAAAAUCUUAGCAGCUACUGGCGUUGACAUCCCAAGGCUUCCUGUUGAUGGAAGCUCUCCGGCUAUGCUUCCCCUGCCUCUUGCUGCACUAGUCAGCCUCACGAUAACCUACAAGCUUGACAAAGCAUCUGACCGCUUCCUUGUACUGGUCGGCCCUGCCCUUGAUUCCCUCGCCGCUGCUUGCCCCUGGCCCUGCAUGCCAAUCGUUGUCUCACUCUGGGCGCAGAAAGUGAAGCGCUGGAGUGACUAUCUCGUUUUCUCUGCCUCCAGAACUGUUUUCCACCACAACAGCGAUGCCGUUGUUCAGCUCCUUAGAAGCUGCUUCACUUCCACCCUUGGGCUAACACCUGCCUCCCAGAUCUCCAGCAGGGGAGGUGUUGGUGCGCUCCUCGGCCAUGGGUUCCGCUCCCUCUACUCUGGAGGAAUCUCUGCAGCGGCACCAGGGAUCUUGUACAUAAAAGUGCACCGUGCAAUCAGAGAUGUCAUAUUCAUGACAGAAGAAAUCCUCUCUCUUCUGAUGUUCUCCGUGAAGAACAUUGCCUCCAGCGAGUUGUCGAUAGAAAAAGCUGAGAGGCUGAAGAGGUCGAAGCACGGGACGAGAUAUGGGCAGGUGACGCUCUCAUCGGCCAUGAGACGUGUAAAGCUAGCAGCUUCCCUGGGAGCAUCUCUGGUAUGGAUGUCUGGAGGUCUAAACCUCGUCCAGGCUCUGAUAAAGGAGACGUUGCCAUCAUGGUUCAUAUCGGGCCAAGGCUCAGAAGGUGAGGUGGGAGGUAUGGUUCCGGUGCUGAGAGGGUACGCUCUUGCCUACUUUGCAAUACUGUGCAGUGCAUUCGCGUGGGGAGUGGACUCGUCAACUCCAGCAUCCAAGCGGAGGCCCAGAGUCUUGAGGCUGCACCUGGAGUUCCUGGUGAGCGCUUUGGAUGGGAAGAUAUCUCUGGGGUGUGAUUGUGCCACGUGGCAGGCGUACGUAACUGGGUUUGUGAGCCUGAUGGUGAGUUGCGUGCCGGCAUGGGUCCUGGAGAUGGACGUGGAGGUGGUCAAGAGGCUGAGCAAAGGCCUCCGGCAAUGGAAGGAGGAAGAGUUGGCUCUCUCUCUCCUGAGCGCCGGUGGGGUUGGCACCAUGGGCGCUGCUACUGAACUCAUCGUGCAGACUUUUCAUAAAUUGUAGCUUUUAUUUAUCGUUUCUCGUUUUUAUUUAUAAAUAACCCAUCGAAUUUGAUGCAGUCAGUGUAGAGAAUUAAAAGUAAAAUUUCUAAAUGAAGGCGUCGAUAGUUCUUGUA